Dipodomys spectabilis (banner-tailed kangaroo rat) is the source of this 3305-nucleotide messenger RNA. RefSeq names its product pyruvate dehydrogenase E1 subunit alpha 1 (gene Pdha1). Gene Ontology annotation, molecular function: pyruvate dehydrogenase (acetyl-transferring) activity. Gene Ontology annotation, cellular component: intracellular membrane-bounded organelle. The transcript is spliced from 11 exons. Bases 119 to 1291 code for a protein of 390 amino acids. Lineage: Eukaryota; Metazoa; Chordata; Mammalia; Rodentia; Heteromyidae. Gene Ontology annotation, biological process: pyruvate decarboxylation to acetyl-CoA. The record is from RefSeq and is a predicted model, not a curated record.
CCUUCACUGCGUUGGAGGCGUGGCGUCUGUUCAGGGCGCCUGAAGGAGACUUGGUAACUCCCAAGCCCUUCUCUUCCAGAGGUUUCGAGUCGCUCCUACCAGCCGUUCUCGGCGCUCCAUGAGGAAAAUGCUCGCCGCCGUCUCCCGCGUGUUGUUGGGCGUUGCCCAGAAGCCGGCAACCAGAGUGCUAGUGGCAUCGCGUAAUUUUGCAAAUGAUGCUACAUUUGAAAUUAAGAAAUGUGACCUUCACCGACUGGAUGAAGGCCCUCCCGUUACAACUGUGCUCACCAGAGAGGAUGGGCUCAAAUACUAUAGGAUGAUGCAGACUGUGCGCAGAAUGGAGUUAAAAGCUGAUCAGCUGUAUAAACAGAAAAUUAUUCGUGGUUUCUGUCACUUGUGUGAUGGUCAGGAAGCUUGCUGUGUGGGGCUCGAGGCCGGUAUAAACCCCACAGACCAUCUCAUCACAGCCUACCGGGCUCAUGGCUUCACCUUCACUAGGGGUCUUUCUGUUCGUGAAAUUCUCGCAGAGCUAACAGGACGAAGAGGAGGUUGUGCUAAAGGGAAAGGAGGAUCUAUGCACAUGUAUGCCAAGAACUUCUACGGGGGCAAUGGUAUCGUUGGAGCUCAGGUACCCCUGGGAGCUGGGAUUGCUCUGGCCUGUAAGUAUAAUGGAAAAGAUGAAGUCUGUUUGACACUAUAUGGUGAUGGUGCUGCUAAUCAGGGUCAGAUAUUUGAAGCUUACAAUAUGGCAGCAUUAUGGAAAUUACCGUGCAUUUUCAUCUGUGAGAAUAACCGCUAUGGAAUGGGAACGUCUGUUGAGAGAGCCGCAGCCAGUACUGAUUACUACAAGAGAGGAGACUUUAUCCCUGGGCUGAGGGUAGAUGGGAUGGAUAUCUUGUGUGUCCGAGAGGCCACGAAGUUUGCAGCUGCCUAUUGUAGAUCUGGGAAGGGACCUAUCCUGAUGGAGCUGCAGACUUACCGUUACCAUGGACACAGCAUGAGUGACCCUGGAGUCAGUUACCGUACACGAGAAGAAAUUCAGGAAGUAAGAAGUAAGAGUGACCCUAUUAUGCUUCUCAAGGAUAGAAUGGUGAAUAGCAAUCUGGCCAGUGUUGAAGAAUUGAAGGAAAUUGAUGUUGAAGUGAGGAAAGAAAUUGAGGAUGCUGCCCAGUUUGCCACAGCUGAUCCUGAGCCACCAUUGGAAGAGCUCGGCUAUCACAUCUACAGCAGCGAUCCACCAUUUGAAGUGCGUGGUGCCAACCAGUGGAUCAAGUUUAAGUCAGUCAGUUAAUGGUAGACUGUAAUCAUGGGCUGUUUGUCGGCGACUGUAAGGAACUCAGUGUUAUCAACUUUAAGGAAGACUAAUAAGGAAUAUAUCCAGCAAAUGAACAUCUAGGAGACUUUCAUUAUGCGUUGACUAAGUAGCAUGUAAAUUAAUGGGAAAGUGAUGCAUGCUGGUUGUACAUUGUUGCAUUAGAGAAAGUUACUAAGUACUUAGAUAUUUUGUGUGAAUAUCAUGAAGACUGUUGGAUUUGUAUAGGUCUAAAAUAGUUCUACCAAGUUACCCCCUGCUCCCUUUUCUGGGAUCAUUCCUGUACCCAUGGCUCAUCUACAUAGGAUAGCAGCUACUUGAGUCAUUUCUCCAAAGUAAGACACAAUAUUUAUUUUUAUAACAAAGUAAGAGGUGAAAAUAUUUACCAUUUAAAAAUAAGACUACAGCCAUUUCAAAUGCAAAAUAACUUAGUUCUGUCUCCAUUUGUACAGUCAACAGUCAACAUAAAUAUGACGUUAUUUUCAUAAAUUGCAGUUCCAUCACAUUUAAAUGAAAGGCACAUUUGUAUCAAUUUUACCUUCCAACUCUAAGCACUAUAUUAGUGAAUAACUUACAUCUUAAAACAGUGACAGCUAGCCUAUUAUUUAGCCACACUUUGGUUUAUCUUUCCAGCAAGUACUUUGUGUGCUGAUAAUGAAAGAAAAUUAAUAAGCGUUUUACUCUGGGAUAUCAAAACUAAGGCUCACUGUUCACAUUACAUACAGUUCUAUAAAUCUUUAAAACAUUUAUAAAUAACAGGUUUAAAACUUUUCAGUAAAGACAGUCUUUGAACAAUGGUAGGUCUUCGUUUUUCCUUGGGUAAACUCCAAACUUAGGCACAUGAACAGAAGCUUUAACCACAAAUGUGUGGUAUUUGCCUGCUCUGUCCUCAGGCUUAGCUGUCAGUGACUAAACCUAAUCUGCAGUGGUUGAGGACUCCUGAGCCUGUCUUCUGUGCUGGGAGACCGCGUGCCAAAUCCUGCAGAGGACACCACCACUGCAGAACAAACAAGAGUUAGCAUGGGAAAACUGAGUUUCAAAUCAACCACUCCAAAACAAUUCUGUAGAAGUCAUGUGGCAAAAGGCAUAGUAUACAUUCUAGAUUUGCCAUCUACUCCUCAAUGCAGUCUUAUUGGCAUAAUGGUACACACCUGUAAGGGUAUGGCUCAGGCAGUAGAGAACUGGCCUAGCAAGUGUAAGGCCUUGAAUUCAAACAAUAUCUCCAAAAAUGUGUAUUUUCUUCAUAUGUGUAGGUGAUACAUGUGCCCCAAUGGUAGGGCAUGCUAUACAGGAAUCUCAGUGGCUCUGUGUAGAAGUGGCAAUAUAAAAUGCCUUGCACAGAAGAACAGGCUGUGCUGUAGGAAGGGUCUUGGCCUGGUGCCCUGGAACCUCAGGCCUCACCUUGGCCUUUUCCUAACAUGAACCUAUCAGAAUUUCAGAUUUUGGAAGGAGGAUGGGUAAGGUGUUGUAAAACAUAGGAAACUGAAUUCAUUUCAGGGAGCCAGGAGCAGGUGGCAGCACUUAAUUUGUAUUAUCAUUUUAAAGGAUAUUCACAAGAAAAUAAAUACGCAAACUGUUUUGAAGAUCUUACCGUAGUCUAAGGUAUCUUAAGUCUUCCUUAGUGAUAUCAUUAAGAAUAUGAGAAAGUGUAUAAUCCUCUUGAAUAAUCUGAAACCGAAAUUGGAUAUGAUAUGUAAGAGAGAAAGCUUGUAAACAGUAUCAUAGGAAUAGUUGGGGGUUAUAAUUUUACCCUUUCAAUUGUAUUUGCAUCCACUCCUUGUAGCUGCAACCAGUCUAUAAGCUCUUUGUCUGUUCCCCGCCCCUGCAGGGGUUCUGGAUUUUCUGUAUUACCUGUAUUGGUGAAAAAUUUGUUUUGUUUUAACCUGUAACCAUGAAAUGCUUCAAAGUAAGGUUGCAAUGUGCAAAUAAGCUGAGUCAAACUUGUAUCAUUCAACUGCUUUAAUAAAGUGUUAUACAAUUCAUAAUCAUCAGA